AUGGCGGCGAUAACCAACAAAGUUUUUAAAGAAACCGAAAGUUGGUUAACGAAGGAACGCCAGAAAUUUGAAAAUUUUGCCGAGGAAAAGUUUCAAAAGUUUUCAACUGAAUAUCAACAAGAGGUCGAUUGGUUAAGAAAUUACUUACAAGAUAUCGUUUUUCGGAAAACAAAAGUUGAAAAAAAGAAAAAUGAACAUGAAAUUUCUAACCAACUUAAUCAUGAAAUUGAACCCCGCGAGAGUCUAAAAAUUCCAUUAGUUACGCGUGAUUUUAGCAAGAUCAUGCGAAAUAAUGUUGAAAUUGUGGAUACCGCUAGUAUAACUCAACAAUUAAAAAGAAUUGUAAAACAUACACCAAAAUCAAAACCCGAAAAACCCGAAAUAAAAUCCUUGGUUCUCGCAGCUGCUGCCGCAAAAAGGGAAAAAGAGGAACAAGAUAAAAGGCUUGUAAGAGCAAAGGAAUGGGAGAAAGCACGUCUACGCAGACAGGAAGAGCAACAAAAACGCCUUCAAAGCCUUAAAAAUCGUGACGAUGAGUUAAGAAAGAAGGUCAUUGUAAUAUCAGAUACGAAAAAAAAGGACACAGAUUUAAUUCGAAAAAAGAAGAUAGAUAAUAAAAAUUCAAAAGAUACAUUACAGAAUCAAACGGGACAAAAUCAGAAAGAAACUGAUAGAACAGUUCAUACAAACGAAAAUACCAGCGUUAUAAUUAGUAAAAAAGUUCAGUUAUAUGAUCAACUUAAACGGCUUGGUCAUAUUAAAAAACAAACCGAAUUACCGGAAAUAGAUAGCGAUGAAGAUGAAAAAGUUGAAAUCAAAAAUCGACGAAUACGUAAGGAUUGGGAACAAAGCCCCGAAUUAAAGGCCGCUUUAAUAAAUCAAUCUUCAAUUGAUCCCGAAACUAUUUUUGGAAAAAUUCUUCCACUUAAUAUAGAUGAAAUCUUUGGUGAACGAGAACAUAGGCUUCGCCCGAGAUCAAGUUCAGCAAAUUGGUCAGGUCUAGAUGCAUUGACAGAAGAAGAAGAAUUGGAAUAUAAAAUACAUAUGGGAUUUUUGUGA
Molecule: messenger RNA, 1059 nt
Organism: Funneliformis geosporum
Lineage: Eukaryota; Fungi; Glomeromycota; Glomeromycetes; Glomerales; Glomeraceae
Source: the annotation of a GenBank genome assembly